CAGGCGCGCUCCGUGCCUCGCUGCCGCUGCUAACCUGAGCUGAGUCGAGGGGCUCCGGGGCCCUGGCCCCCGCAGCCUGUCUCUGGACACGGGCUGAUUAGAGCGUGAGGGAAGCCCAUUCUGCCCGCGCCCAGGCGGCCCGAACGGAGGCUGCCUGCCGGUCCCGAGGAGGGCGGAAGGGUCGCGAGGUGGGCGGGGCGGCCCGUGAGGGACACGGGCGCCCCGCAGACCUCUGCUCCCAGAGCCGCGCGCAUGGUCCGGGUGCACCCAGCCAACUCUGCUGUCAGUCACCAGAGUUUUCCAGAGCCUCCAGUUCCAGGAAGAUAAAAGUUCACUGAUGGCUCAAUUGGGAGCAGUUGUGGCGCUGGCUUCCGGUUUCUUGUGUGCCUCUCUCUUCUCAGCUGUACACAAGAUAGAAGAGGGACAUAUUGGAGUAUAUUACAGAGGUGGCGCCCUGCUGACUUCCACCAGCGGCCCUGGGUUCCAUCUCAUGCUUCCUUUCAUCACGUCGUAUAAGUCCGUUCAGACCACACUUCAGACUGACGAAGUGAAGAAUGUACCUUGUGGGACCAGUGGUGGUGUGAUGAUCUACUUCGACAGAAUUGAAGUGGUGAACUUCCUGGUCCCAAACGCAGUGUACGACAUUGUGAAGAACUACACUGCCGACUAUGACAAGGCGCUCAUCUUCAACAAGAUCCACCACGAGCUGAACCAGUUCUGUAGCGUGCACACACUUCAAGAGGUCUACAUAGAGCUGUUUGAUCAGAUAGAUGAAAAUCUCAAGCUGGCUUUGCAACAGGACCUGACCUCCAUGGCCCCUGGGCUUGUCAUCCAAGCCGUGCGGGUGACCAAGCCCAAUAUCCCCGAGGCAAUCCGAAGAAACUAUGAGUUGAUGGAAAGCGAGAAGACAAAGCUUCUCAUCGCAGCUCAGAAACAGAAGGUGGUGGAGAAGGAAGCCGAGACGGAGCGGAAGAAAGCGCUCAUUGAGGCAGAAAAAGUGGCUCAGGUUGCAGAAAUCACCUAUGGGCAGAAGGUCAUGGAGAAGGAGACGGAGAAAAGGAUUUCAGAAAUUGAAGAUGCUGCAUUUCUGGCCCGGGAGAAGGCAAAGGCCGAUGCCGAGUGCUACACUGCUCUGAAAAUAGCUGAAGCGAAUAAGCUGAAGCUGACCCCAGAAUAUCUGCAGCUGAUGAAGUACAAGGCCAUUGCUUCCAACAGCAAGAUUUACUUCGGCAAAGACAUCCCCAACAUGUUCAUGGACCAUGCAGGCAGCCCAGGUGGGCAGCUAGAAGGGCUGGCAGAGACGCUGGGCUCCGACGUGGAGGAAGAGCCUGUGGAGACCCCCAGAAAGGAGAACUGAAAGCUCCCGCCUCACUGACACUCACAGAGAUCUUUAUUUUUUGAGAUGGCACAGAAUGCUUCUUCCUCCCUUACUGCCUUCUUGGACUCCCCAAGUUACUGUUAUGAAAAAGAAAUGGACUUAGAUCUAUCUCUCCCGGGAAGGGAGGGCAGGGACCGAUGGUUUGGGGUUUUAUAAACGUAAGUAGAUUGUGUGGCUUCUGCUAAGACUUAUACACCGUGGCUUUGACCUCUGACCCACAGGCACCAUUCCACAGCUGUCACUAAGCAGUGGGCUACUGCCCCCAGGGGCUUCGAGUCUGCUUGUCUCACCCCUUACCUCUGGAGCUCACAGCUGAGCAGAAGGAAAAAAACCGCUGCACUGCCAGGAGCACUCAAGUUCCUGGCAGCUUUGGUAGUGUGCAGACAGUCGCCCAGAGGCAAAGUCAGUAGGGCGGUCUCAGAGCCCUCCUAAGGAAGAAGUGGUGCUAAAUUUUGCAAGAUUUUCUAUACACUACGCUCCUUUCCCUGGGGCUCAGGGUCAUGGCUCUAACUACAUUUCCAGAGUCAGGGCUUCAUUCUCUCCACCACUCAUAUCUUUUUGAAACUUUCCACCUAAUCCAUGAUUUGCUUUCUUCUCAAGUCAUGUGUUGGUUCUGGGCAGCAUCAAGAUAGGAACAAGUUAAGUGUCUCCCAGGCUGCCGACCUGGGACGUCCGUUACUCCAGCUGGCUGCUUUCGCACCUGCUUGGCCGGUGCUGUGUGCACCUCAAGCACAGGUCUUUGCUGUGGUGCUACAGGGAGGAGCUCUGCCACCUCUCAUGGAGGAGGAAGGGUCCACGAAGGGAUUUCCUGGUGUCGGCCUUGGCCUGUGUCCAGGGUCUGACGCUGCUAAAAGGAUCCUGUCCGCAGUAGCUAAGUGAUUUUAAACCCGAGCUCCACACAGCCACCCGGGGCUCUGACUGGUGGUAGCCCUCCAGGGAGGGCUGUCUGCAAGUCAGUCCACACCUUGGGCUCAAGUGAUGAAAGCCUCAAAAUGCAGUCGGAGUGUUUGGUUUUGAUACAGGAUAAGGAAAGCAAAAGUUUAUAAUGUACUAGGUGAGGAGGUGCACACCUGUAACCCCAGCACUCCGGAGGCUGAAAUGGAAGGAUUGCUGUGAGUUUGAGACCAGCCUGGGCUAAAAAAGUGAGCUCACAGCUUGAACUGUGUAGUGAGAUCCUGUGACCCUCCCCAACAAAGGUUUUGUCUUGAAAGUGGAGUUUGGAGGGGACUGCAGCCUGUUGCAGGGUUGUUAAGUGGCAGACAGCCUUCUGGAGUUAAUUCACAAGCAUAUUUUUAUCCCGCAUAGUAACCGUGACCUCAGGAUUUGCCCUUGUUAUUAGCUGUCCCCAUCUAAAGCAAAAACAAAAACUGCCUGUUAUGUUCGUCUUCCCUAGGCGAAGGGUAUGAAAGAUGCUUUUUGGCUGUAGUUCCCGCUCCAGUUUUCGCUCUAUCCCCGGGCUUCUGGUUCAUCAAAUGGUCUUAGUGCUCAGGCCAGCAUGGUGCUAAGUGACAACAGGCUUGGCAGGCACCAGGGCAGUGUUUGGCUUACCUAAGAGUGAAUGAGGAACCAGAUUGUCUCUUAAACCCACAUGCCUGGUUUUUGUUUGUUUGUUUUUUGGUACUGGGACUUGAACUCAUGACUGUGUGCUUGCUAAGCAGGCAUUUGUGCCGCUAAAUCCCAGCCCUAGCUGAGCUAUAUCCCAACCCUCAUGUCUGUUUGCCUGGAAAGAGACAAGGUGUUAACUCCCUCCCUUCACACGCUGCCCUUCCCCUCUAGUCCCCAACACAGAGAAUUCUCCAGCCAGGUCCCUGCCAUGCUCUCUGCAGGCAGCAAAACAUUCCCAAUCACAGUCUGCCUCUGUCCCUGGCAGCAGGGCAUCCUGGCCACGUGGUGUCCAUGCUUCUCUGGAGUUUUUCACCAGCUGGGCAUCAGCAGAUGUAGUUUACCAGGGAAGGUUAUCUGCAGUCUGGAAGUGCUCUCCUCAGGGUCCUAACUCAAGUCUCUCCGGUUCUGGUUCCGUUCUGACCUCCUUCCCUCCUUCUCUCCUUCCCUCAUGUUAAUGUCACUUCCACAUUAAACGAAGACUAGAAACCGCAUCUUGCCAGGUAGCACCGGUCCCAUGGCUACAGGUCCCAUCUGAGAAUCAAAUCACAAAGUCAGCAGUCUCCUAACGGGGCUACCAAUGCAUCUGUGAAUCUUUGUCCUUCUAAUGCUUAUUAGAAAAUUUGAUCUGAAACUAUUUCAGUUCUGAACAUGUAAAAUGUGAUAGCCUGCAGUUUGGUAGGCAGUGAAGUACUGGCUGCUAUUUGUAAGUGGAGCUUUUAUCAAAAUAAGUAAAUGUUUAUAAAAUUUAGUUUUUGAAGGAUUUUCCAAAGAACCGUUACCUGGUGGAAUGUUUCUCACUUGUUAAAGUUUGCAGAAGUGAUUGCUAUUCAGUACUGUUUUUAAUCACUUUUUUAAAUAUAAGGACAGAAAGUUUGUAAGGAAGCCAAAGUUUGUUGAUAAUUUUUAUAAAACUAAAAUGGAUUUGGAGGGACUUAUGAUUAUAUUGAAGAGGAAAUCACUAAUGAACUUAGCAAUAUAUUGAUCCAAACUAAGGAGAUAUUUUAUAAAUCUGGGGCCAUUUCUAUAGGCCUGUGUAUCUCUCAGCAUUGAAACUUCAUCUGAGGGGAGUAGUGAAAGUACGAUGAUCAGAUUUACUGACUUUGACUAUUUGUUUGAUUGGAGAUACUCUGUAAACCUAACCACUACUUCCUGGUUCUAUUCAGUAGGGUACUGUUUCUGUGUUUCCUUGUAAAAGAGGUAAUAGCCAAUCAUUGUGUGUUUGUAUUUCCAUUCCUUUUUAUCUCUGCUUUUGUGUAGGCUGGUGAUUGAAAAGUCAAAGUAAUUUUUUUUUCAAAGAGCCCCAAGGGCUUAAUGAUGCCCUUUGUAAUGGAGUAAUGAUUCUUGUUAUAUGAAUCAUUCUAUAAAUGAUACUGAUGGUAUAAUUGCCUUGGGUCGCUAGCUGGAGGAAUUGUUUUGGACAACACAAAAGGCUCUCGUGUGAAUUUAUGUCUCAGUUUUAUUUUCGGUCUUGUUAAAUAAAAUGAGUCUGUGUUCA
This is a messenger RNA of Cavia porcellus (domestic guinea pig), 4478 nucleotides long. It is a transcript of the gene Erlin2, whose product is annotated as ER lipid raft associated 2. Gene Ontology annotation, molecular function: cholesterol binding; ubiquitin protein ligase binding. The record is from RefSeq and is a predicted model, not a curated record. The transcript has 12 exons. Bases 338 to 1357 code for a protein of 339 amino acids. Gene Ontology annotation, biological process: SREBP signaling pathway. NCBI's taxonomy places the organism in Eukaryota, Metazoa, Chordata, Mammalia, Rodentia, Caviidae. Gene Ontology annotation, cellular component: endoplasmic reticulum; endoplasmic reticulum membrane.